UUCAUUCAAUCCAUCAAAUCUCGGCCAAGGUCUUCACAGAACAGCUGUUUUUAUACUUAAUCAAAAUCACCAACAGGUGGACUCGGUUUAAUGAUUAGGUGAUUUAUAAAAGCAAUUGGUUGCAAUAAUAAUGUUUUAUGAGGCAACAGUAUAAAAGAGGCUGUAUACCAGUCGGAUUUUUACUUACAUGACACGUUCCCUCCACUUCACACAUUUUCAGUACAUUGUGUUGGAUUACUACAAAAGCUCCUAAUCAAUACGUGGAUGUUUGUGAUCAUUUACACGCAAAAGAGUUUAAUGGAUUUAGAUUCUAGCCAGGCUGAAAAGUUGAGAACAAACAGUACUGCAAUUCCUUUGAGUAAGCAGUCUUUUCACUCCUAAUUUGAAAUUUACUGCUUUGACAUUCCCUAGAAAGAGAGCAAAUAAAUGCUUCCUACAUUGUAUCCAAAUUAAUAAAACUGUAAUAGAUUUAUUACUACUCAGAAAACUUAGGUCAUUUAUGCAGCUUUUUAUGAUUCAUCAGUAACUCUUCAUCUUAUCACUUGUUGCUUCUGUAAUGUAGUCAGUACACAGUCAGCAUGAUGUUUAAUCAUGUGUUGCUUUGUGAGCUCCAUUCACCUUUUUCGGGCCAAGUGACGCUGAUUCCUCCCUCUUUACUGCACUUCCUGAGAAAUUAAAGCCGUAAAAAAAAAAAAAAACUGCCUGUUAAUUAGUGAUAAGUUGUUUUGAGGGCAAAGAGUAUAUCUUCCUGCAGCGUGUUUUACAGCUCAGCAUUUGCCAGCUGGGUUUGGGAGGACGCAGAAUAAUGGAAGAGAACGGUGUCAAGCUGAACAACCUAACCCAAAGCCAUGGAAUUGGCAUCGACAACCAGGCUUUUGAAGUUGGGGAGGAGAACAUUGUUGACACUGACAGCAUCAGAAGUCAGUCUGUAAGGACUAAAAAGAAACUGACAUCAUACCUCAGUAAGGUUUCUGCGCCAAUUAAUGCCACAGAGCGGUACAUCAAGGAUCACUCAAGAAUCUUCAAGUACAUUGUGCUGGGCUUACUCGGAGCAGGUUAUGUGGCGUACUUUAUUGCUGCUUGCGUGCUGGAUUUCCAAAGGGCCACCGCUCUUGUGGUCCUAACUUGUGUGGCAAUUGCUGCAGUAUCUUACGAGCUUGUGAAGAAGCACAAGGGGAAAAGCAUCAGUCGGUGUUUCAAACCUGCAGUUCGAUGCUUCAAAUCCAACCUGAAAUGGCUAAAAUGGGUUUUCAUCCUAGCAGUCAUUGUCCUGCUUGUGGUGUGGCUCGUUUUAGACACAAGAAAGCGUCCCGAGCAGCUUAUCUCAUUCGGAGGUGUGUGCAUGUUUAUCGUGCUUUUAUUCCUCUUCUCAGCUCACAGGGCAAUGAUCUCAUGGAGGCCAGUGCUUUGGGGUCUGGGACUGCAGUUCUGUAUUGGACUGUUUGUUAUAAGAACACAACCAGGUCUUAUAGCCUUCGACUGGCUUGGAGAACAAGUGCAGAUAUUCCUUGACUACACCAAAGAAGGCUCAAGGUUUGUUUUUGGUGACCUGAUUGACAACAUCUUUGCCUUUCAAGCUUUGCCCAUCGUUGUGUUCUUCAGCAGCGUUAUGUCUGUCCUUUACUUUCUGGGUGUGAUGCAGUGGCUUAUUUUAAAGAUCUCAUGGGCCAUGCAGAUAACGCUGGGAACCUCGCCCACUGAGACCUUGAGCGUGGCAGGAAACAUAUUUGUUGGGCAGACUGAAGCUCCGCUGCUGAUUCGACCGUAUUUGAAGGACAUGACCAAAUCAGAGAUCCAUGCAGUGAUGACAGGUGGAUUUGCCACUAUAGCAGGCAGCGUCAUGGGGGCUUUCAUCUCAUUUGGGAUUGACGCAUCUUCCCUGAUAUCAGCUUCUGUGAUGGCCGCUCCGUGUGCUCUGGCUAUUUCGAAGCUCUCUUAUCCCGAGACGGAAGAGAGUAAGUUUAAUUCAGACAAGAACAUCAAAGUGGCUGCUGGUGAUGAACAGAACAUUUUGGAGGCCGUCAGCAGCGGUGCAUCUUCAUCCAUAGGCCUGGUUGCCAACAUUGCCGCUAAUCUGAUAGCAUUUCUUGCCAUCUUGGGCUUCAUAAACAGUGCUUUGAGUUGGGCUGGAGGUAUGGUGGGAUAUCCUGAAAUCACCUUUGAGGUAACAGAAGCCAGACUUGCUGCAUUACAACUAAGUAUUGCUGUGGAAUUGACUGAUUCACACGUUUUAAGGUACCUAUUUAUCUUUGUUGGUUGUUGUUGUUGCUUGCAGUUAAUCUGCUCAUAUGUGUUCAUGCCCAUCACCUUUAUGAUGGGUAUACCAUAUGACGAGAGUUUCAUCGUGGCUGAGCUCAUUGGUACAAAGCUCUUCCUCAACGAGUUUGUCGCUUACCAGAAGCUUUCUGAGCUGAAGGCUAACAGACUCAAUGGGCUUGAUGAAGUGAUUGGAGGCGAAAGACAGUGGAUAUCUGUCCGAUCAGAAAUAAUCACAACGUAUGCUCUCUGCGGGUUUGCCAAUUUCAGCUCACUCGGCAUUGUGAUAGGAGGCCUCUCUGCCAUAUGCCCAUCAAAAAGAGGCAUUAUCUCAUCUCUGGUGCUGAGAGCCAUGAUCACUGGGACUUGCGUGUCUCUUGUCAAUGCUUGCAUUGCUGGACUCCUCUUCGUUCCUCCACUCGACUGCGUACAGUUGUUUAAAGCAUCGGCUUUCGAUGCCGCUGAUGAAAGUAUUCAAAAAUGCUGCCAAGACUUAUUUCAAAGCACCACAAACAACGGGACCAUCUGGUUUGAAGAACCGUGGAACACUGUUCAAAACGUCACAUUAUUUUUCUCAAACUGUUGCCGGUGUUGUGGCCUUUCUAAUGUGACAGUUUGUGAAUAGACAUGAGCAGCGCAAAGAAAACUAGCAAUCGUCAUGAGGUUUACACUUAAAGUCAUUCGAUGCUUCUAAACGUCUUAUAACAAAGAAAAUGAGUCGUAGUGAGGGGCCACCUGUUGAUGAGGUGGCAAAUAUGGCAAUGAAGAAGCUACUGUCAUUCCAAAGUUAUGAAAAAAAAUGUUGGGUGAAUUAGUGUUUUUUUCUCUGUCUGAAUUAUGCAAGUUCUGUGAAAAAGUGGUUAUUUUAUUUUUUUAUUUAUUUAGAAAUUGCAAUGUCAUAAAUUAAAAUCCAAGCAUUUUUGUCAUCAUAAAGAGAUGAUUUUCCACGCAUUUAUAUGGCGGAGGCAAAUAAAAAAUUGGUCGUUUUUUCCCCCUGUCCCUCAGCAUGGUUUCAUAUGUUGACCACAGGGGGCGCUCUUUCUUCUGUACGCCUCAAAUAUGUUUUCUUAUGUAGCCAUCCCACACAAAUGUGUUUAUGUAAAAUAAACACAUUUGAUGACUUUAAAUCAGGUAUUUUAUUUUAAAAAGUCACGUUUUCAUUACGUUGGGAGGCAGAACGCACUCAGAUACAUUACAUUACAGGGCGACCCAUACUUUGCUAAAGUAAUUAAGGUUUGGAGGACGUCAGAAAUGAGAAGAUUUACCAAUUUUUGGUUCCUGUUUGCUGAUGAUUUGAUGUUCUUUUUAUUUUAAAAUUGUCAAGAAAUUAAAACCAAUUUAAUAUGAUUCUUCAAAAAAAAAAAAAAAUCAAAUAACCACUUUUUUAUUAUUACUAAAUUCUGAUGAAAUAAUCUGAUAACCAAAGCAUGCACAGAUUCAGCUGUUAAUUAUCAAAUUUAUUUGGAUUAUUUUCAUUUUCUGCAGACAGAACAGUCUAUUUUUCUGUAUUUGUAUAUGUGUUUCAGAUUUUAUGAAAACUGUAAAGGCUUUAUUGUCGGUCAAUAAGAAUGAUCUUUGGAUCUCCCACAUAUAUAUAUAUAUUUGCAGUAAUUUAAUUUAUUUAAAACCAGUGAUUUAAUGUACUUAUCUUGGUAUAUAAUUGUGUGAAUGUAAAAAGGUUAAAUACAGUUGUGCAUGGAAGUUUUAAUACUACUGAGAAUUGUAAAGAAGACAAGCUAUUAAAUAUAUUUGUAAAAAAAAAGUAGUGAAUGGAUUAGGUUUUAUGCAUUUAUUUAAAAAAGAAAAAAAUAGUUUAGCUGACAUUCUGUAACAUACCCACGAGAGACACACUGCCAGUCUUCUACAUUUUCUUCCUCAAGAAUAUUUGACUUUUCUUCAUAUAGAUAUUCGAUUUUUGUCCUUUAUAUGUACACAUGAAAACAACAUUUGUAUCAUUUAAAACAUUUCUCCUUUGUUCUUCUUUCUGCCAGCAUUACAGCUUUAUGCCAUUUGGGGAAAUAAUUAAGCCACAGCUUUGGGUGAAACUUCAUCAAUCAUUAGCGCUGAACCCAUUCCAGAAAUUCCUCAGCGUCUCCCUUUUCAAUAUCAAUUGUAAAAAGACUGCAGCCUCUUUCAGCAUUUUAAAUUAAAUAUUUGAGUGAGCCAAUUAGAUUACAAUACAAGUGCCUAUUUUUGUCCAUGCAGGCUGAACAGGACAAGUCAAAAAAGGCUUUUGCUUGAUGGUUUUUGAUUUUCUAAUGAAAUCUGAAUCUUGUUACUUAAAGAAGGUGUGGGGCAAUCGUGCUACGACAUUGAAAGGGGGAUUUAUUUUUACAAUGUCAACACAUGUUUGCCAACAUUCUUAAUAAACAUGGGAGGUCAUUAUCAUUCCCUGGACGUUCACUGAGAUCGUGCUACUUUCAAGCGUAGAUUUUGCAGAUCGGUUUACAAAAGCAUAACUUGAAGCUCU
Molecule: messenger RNA, 4726 nt
Organism: Fundulus heteroclitus (mummichog)
Lineage: Eukaryota; Metazoa; Chordata; Actinopteri; Cyprinodontiformes; Fundulidae
Gene: slc28a1
Product: solute carrier family 28 member 1
Exons: 17
Coding region: 806-2881 (691 amino acids)
Biological process (GO): nucleoside transmembrane transport
Cellular component (GO): membrane
Molecular function (GO): nucleoside:sodium symporter activity
Source: RefSeq, a predicted model, not a curated record